Molecule: messenger RNA, 3237 nt
Organism: Xiphophorus hellerii (green swordtail)
Lineage: Eukaryota; Metazoa; Chordata; Actinopteri; Cyprinodontiformes; Poeciliidae
Gene: med1l
Product: mediator complex subunit 1-like
Exons: 16
Coding region: 460-2046 (528 amino acids)
Biological process (GO): regulation of transcription by RNA polymerase II; cellular response to thyroid hormone stimulus
Cellular component (GO): mediator complex
Molecular function (GO): nuclear thyroid hormone receptor binding; transcription coregulator activity; nuclear retinoic acid receptor binding
Source: RefSeq, a predicted model, not a curated record
CUCCAUUCACAAAAAAAUGUACGACUACUAAGGUGCUCUAGUAGAGCAGGUCCCUUUGCACUGUCCUUUAUAUACACCCGCCUUUCAGGUCUCAUUUGAUGAGAAUAGGACUCCAACCUGCGAGUCAACGAUUGGGUAAAAUGUAAAACUUAAACAGCGUGCGCGCCUGUCGGAGGCGGUAAUGCACCGACUUUGCUGUUGGUCAGUUGCCAAAAAACAUAGAAGAAGAGUCCACGCCUCCAGGACACAAUAGCCCUUCUGUGCGAAGCAAAGUGUAGAGUAAGGGGGCUGUUUUUUUGGUUUUUUUACCUGGCUACGACAAAGCUAACCCGCGUGCAGAGAGUCUGGAAGUAGAAGACGGUUGAGUUUUCUUGAGAUUUUCAUGGGUGGAGCCCUCAGAGAGGAGAAUAUUUGUGGAUUUAUUUAAAGUGGAGUUUGGCAGGGGUCAGUCUCCAGAGUAUGGAGAAAUCCAGGGAUGAAUCCAAACCUUGUGAGCCGCUUGUGAGAUCUUUGGAGAGACUCCAGGAAGAGCUUCAGGCACCAACUAUGAACAGCAUGAAAUGCAGACUGGAAAUGAUCGCCAAACAACAAGGGAUGGGUUUUCACUUUACUGAGUCCACCUGCUACCUGACAGCUGACUUUUUCUACCUGGAAGUGUUGCUGCUGCCGUCUGGUGAGGUGCAGGAGGUAAAGGUGGCUCUACAGGGAGAACACCCUGCUCCCAGCAGGUCCCUUUUGCAUCUUCUUAGGUCCAAUAACUUUUCUGAUUUUUCCAUGAGGCUGGGAGAACUGUUUGCUCAGUACAACAUUCCUGGAGACAAUGAAACAAAAUCAAAAAUGUUGAAAUCCCUACAAUGCCUCUGGAAAGACCUUCAGCAAAUAUCAGAUAUGCCAAAUGAACCAAAGUGCUUUGAAGCUCAAAUGGGCUUAAUAAACAAUGGCAGGGUUGGCUUUUUAAUGGCAGAAAAACAAGAUUAUCCUCCAUCUCUUUACUUCUAUGUCUCACCAAACGAUUGCCUGAAGAACUCAGAGUUGUCAUUUGAGGAAUUGCAGGAUUUCAAACCAGCUGUCCAGGCAGCCCGGGCUACAAUCGGAGUCAGCGACUUGACUCGCAAGCUUCAGACGACAUCUCUAAUCUCAGAGGCUCCUCAGCUGGACACUCAGAGACUGAAGACACCAAUACCUGUGCUUUUUCAUAUUGUGGAGAGAGUUGGACAAAUCACAGGCGUGACUAUACCAGAUUGUGACCUCCAGUGGGCACCAUUACCCAAGCUUCUGAUGAAAGCUUCUGCAAGUGCAAACAGCCCCUCAGAGCCAUUAGAUGGACAGGAGAUCUUUACAGUGGUUUUUCCUGAGGGUGGGAUGCACACUUAUGUUCUCCCUGAUUCUUCGUGGGAUGUUCCCACACAAAGAGCAACUUUGCUGGCCAGCGUUCCUUUCACCCAGCCGGCUCACGUCUCAGCCGUGCUGGAGCUGCUGCGUCACCAGUGUGCCUUUAACACCCUGCUGAGGAGCUGCUUGACUCAGAGUGCCAGUCCAGCUUCAGUUUGUGACCUGCACUUUGAGGUUCGCCCAGAGUACACUACCAGCAUUUCCGUGACCUUCCGUCAACCCCACAUUGACCGUCUUGCUGUCUUGCUGGUCAACAUACCUAAUCCCCGUCAGAUCACCUGCCAGUUGUUUGGAGGAGGACUUUAUGAUUUAUCUACUGCCAUACUGGACGAAUACAUCUCCAUAGUUCUGACUAGAUGUAUGUCCAUUCCUGUGGCCAUGAGGGCAUUAUACAUCAGGCUGGAGAAAACCACCAGCUGCCCCACCACCGCAGUAGCUGAAAACGACCGUUUGAGUCCUGUGAUGGACACCGAUGGCCAGUCGCCUGCAGCCUCCCAAAGCGCAGCCAUGCCAGAGCAUGACGGUGUUCCUGGUUCAGUUCACGGUGCCGUAUCUGUCUCUAAAUCUGAGCUUCAUCCUGAAAUGAGCGCCAGCAUGCCUGACGACCUUCACCCAUUCGUUCCUGUGGCUCCAAUGGCAAACUGUCAGAGCUGAUCUCAACAUAAGGAGGGCUUAGCAGCUGCCUGCGUCACAGAUUAUUGGACUUUAUUAAGAAACUGGCCACUGUGUAACAAUUUGAGAUGCUGAUGGUUGAAUCUGUCUCACUAUGCAUUCCAGUGUGGUAGGGAUGGCUGGCUGUAAAGGUUUUUGAGGUCUGGCAGUGGGCCUCAAAAGGGCAGGAAACCAGUUGCUUGUUACCAUGUGAGCCAGUAAGUCCUGGUUUAAAUGUCUCUAUAUUGGCUUGUGGAGACCAAACAGAUCUGACAUUUUUCAGCUUUGAAAAAAUGAAAACUUUGUUGAAUAAAGAAACAAUUUGGUUUGAAUAGAGAAAAAAAAGCUAGAAGAAAUUUCUUGAUUACAGUUGAGGACCAUCUUGCUUUUUCUGGACUCCUGCCAGGACUUGUACAAAUAUAGAACAAAAGCCUGUAGCCUGUACAAUCGAAGAAGAAAUGUUUAUACGACUACAGAGGAGACAAUGUGAUUUUUACUGCAUUACAGGUCUUUGUAUACAAUUUUCUAAACCUACUGAAAUGGAGGAUUUUUUAUUAGUUUUAUUUUUUUAACAUGUAUUUAGAAUAUUUGAUCCAACUGUUGACAGUAGACAACUGGCUUUGUCUGUAUGCAUAUCCAAAGACCUGUGUGACUGAUAUUCAUUGAAGUAGCCAAACAUGUGGGGUUAGAAAUGCUCUCUUCUUUCAGAGGAACUGUGUCCUUGAAAUAUUUUUGUUCUGGCUGGUUGAGAACGUUCACAAAAGGAGCACAUGAUGAUGCUGGAUUUUAAAUAACUGUCCAAGCCUUUGUAAACCUGAGAAAGAAAUGUAGCCAUUUACACAGAAUAGUAGAAAGUGUGUUUUGUAGGGGUCUUGGUGAAGCUUUCAAGUUUAAGUAAACUGUACACACACACACACACAGUCAGCUGGUGGUGGCAGCAUCAAAAUGUUGGGCUGUUUUACAGCGUUGCAAAUCUUUACUUCAAAUUGCCAUGUAGAAUAUUGAAAUAAAGAUACAGGGCAAUGUUCUAGUAAAACAAUAAUAUGAGGACAGCAGGAGGGAAUUUAAAAUAUAUUUUCACUAUAUAAUGUAUUACAACUAAAAAUUAGAAUAUUAUAUCAAAUAUUGAGCUUGAAAGUUUGACCAGUCUAAAGGAUAUGCUUUCCUACCUCCACUAAUAAAAACUGAAAUUAC